Molecule: messenger RNA, 486 nt
Organism: Paramecium sonneborni
Lineage: Eukaryota; Ciliophora; Oligohymenophorea; Peniculida; Parameciidae
Source: the annotation of a GenBank genome assembly
AUGAAUAAUUAAGAUAGUGCAGAUCUAGACAUAUAACAAGAAGGAUUUGAUUUUUAAUAAUUGUUUGAUAAAAAAUGCAGUAAUCAAGAACCUCAAAAAAAUGAGAUCUAACAAUUUCAUUAGCCUGAAAAUCAAUAAAGGUGCUAAGGUGAUACUUUGUAAGCCUUAGUUAAAAAUAUUAAAAUUGAAAAACAGGUUGCAGGAAGAAAUAAGAAAAAUAAAAAGAUAUAAUGGAAUGAAAAAAAUACAAAAAUAUUUAAAGAUCUCUAUUAAUAAUAUUCAGGCAAUCUUGAUUAAAUCCUUUUAUACUUUUAAUAAAACAAUGAAUUAAAUACAAAAAUUGAUAUUAAAUAAAUUAAAGUAUAAUUAUUGAAUUAAUAUUUAUAGAAUAAAUUUAAGAUUGAAAAAAAAAAAAAAAACUUGACCUUAUUAUCAUAGUCCUAACGAAUAUCAAAAAAUCUAAACUACUAAUUAAAGUUAGACUGA